CCUGUGACCAUAUUUGGGCGAGCAUCGGUGGCGCCUGAGCUCGGGAAGCAAUUGGAAACAUCAAAAAUGAGCUUUUGCCCGUCUUCUAUCGCAAGAAAAAGCCUCCGCGCGUUGUUGUCGCCGUUGAGUUGAUUCGCCUCGUUGACGCAAGGGAAAGGCGCGCGCUGCCGCCGACGGGGACCCGACCCCUGAUUCUCAGGAACUCUGACACACGCAGCUGCAGGAAGAAGAAGAAGAAGAAGAAGAAGAAGAAGAGGAGGAAGAAGAAGAAGCCACACAUUCCUCACUGGAAAGCUGUCCGGAGACACAGUGAGACACCAUGACGGCGCUGCUGGACCUGAAGAGUAGCGUUCUGAGGCAGGUGCAGAGGAGCCAGUCGCUGAGGAGCCGAUGGGAGCCGCCGCCGACCCCCAGCAGCCCCCUCAAGCACUCCUCUGACCCCUUACCUCGCAGGAUCUCCGAGGAGAGCGCGGAGUUUUUCGACCGUGUGAAUGCCAUCCUUCAGAAGCAGGAGAACAUGCUGCGGGCGGCUCAGGCCGAGUGCGAAGGAGAAGCCUGCACGGCGCCGCCGCCCCAGGAGCACGUGGACCAGGCUUUUAUCCCCGACAGGAUCCGAAGGACUGAGCUGGACCUUCUUUAUGAGGAAGCUGUGUACACGGUGGUCAACCGGGUGGGAGUGCCGUCACCUGAACACGUGAAGAGUGAGGAGGACCUGUUUGCUUACCUGCUCAAGGUGUUUGAUAUGGGCGAAGAGGAGCAUGACAUCAUUCUCCAGAAAGUUCAAGCGUCCAAGCGAGCCAGUUUCUCUCUGAGAGUUUCCGUCAUGAAGGCAAAGAAUCUGAUGGCCAAGGACGCAAAUGGGUACAGCGACCCCUACUGCAUGCUGGGAAUCCUGCUGGGCCAGAGCCCGCGGGAGACGGAGGAGAGGAAAGAGCGGAAGUUCAGCUUCAGGAAGAGAAAGGAGAAGCUGGAGAAACGCUCCAGCACCAAGGAGGUGCUGCCUGCCAGGUGCAUCCAGGUGACCGAGGUCAAACCGGAGACCCUCAACCCCGUGUGGGACGAGCACUUUGUCUUCGAAAUUGAUGAUGUCCACAAUGACCUCUUACAUCUGGACAUAUGGGAUCACGACGACGACGUGUCCGUGGCUGAGGCCUGCAAAAAGCUCAAUGAGGUCAGCGGACUUCGAGGAAUGGGCAGGUAUUUUAAGCAGAUCGCGAAGUCAGUGCGCUCCAACGGAUCCGCGUCAUCGGGCUCGGAGGAAAACGCCGAUGACUUCCUCGGAUGCAUCAACGUCCCUUUGAGUGAGUGCCCAAUUGUCGGCCAUGACACCUGGUUUAAGCUGGAGCCUCGAUCAAGUACGUCCAAAGUCCAGGGAGAGUGUCACCUGAUACUGAAGCUCUUCACCAACCAGAGGGACACGGCUUUUUCUAAGACCGACUCUAACGUCUCUAUUCACAAGAAACUCCUGAGUCAGAUUGUGGAGUAUGAGCACGCUCACGUUAAGAGAGAGCCGUACAACUGGAACGGGCAGGUUUGCCCCGCGGCGUGCACGGUGCUGACGCACCACGCCGCGCAAACGGACCUCUCCCCCCUCCAGCAGGCCGUCAUACGCUGGCAGUGCUACAGCAGCCACCAUCGCGGCCAGAGGGUGUGCUACUCCCUGCUGCUGAGCCUCCUGAGGACCAUCGACGCCGAGUGGGACCCCUCCGCCGUGAGGGGGGAGCUGGAGAGGCAGCUGUCAGACAGCUUCAGGCUGUACACGGAGCACUGCCUGUGCCUGAUGAAGAACAUGCGCCAGGUUUUCCCCUGCACCAGCGCCGCUGCCAUUGCGCGCUACGAGCUCAUGCUGAGGGGGGUCGGCUACAUGCAAAACAUGCCGGCGUUUCAGACCGUGUGCCCCCUGAGGCACGACCUGCAUUUGGACAUCACCGCGGCUGUCAAGAAAGGAACCGUGGAGUGGUACGAGAGCUUAAUCGCGCAGUUCAAACCAGAAGACGGGACCCUGGAGGAGCAGCUCAAGAAGCUGGUCCAAGUGGUGGACGCCGUGUGUGCAGACGUGCAGAGAGCCCAAAACGUUUACAACAAACUCUUCGACAGUACCGUGAAGGAAGAUUUCUUCAGCAUAUCCUACAGGCAGUUGGAGAAACAGGUGGCCGAUGACGUGAACGUGGCAAUGGAGCGUGUCUGUGGGACUCUGGAGCAGGAGAGCUCCAGGCUGACGCAGGCCAUGGGAGAGACCAUCUUUGAGCUCUUCGUGUCCUUAAAAAUCCUCAAAGGCUUUCGGGAGUUUCUUCCUCUCAAGGACGCCAAGAUGCUGGCCCUGACCGGCUCCCACAACUGGUUCAAGUCGUCGAUCCACAAGUGGCUGCAGAUCGUUCACGAGCGAUCCUGCGACCGGAUCCGUAACGCGGUGGAGACGGACAAGCUGGAGCGCGCGCAGCAGGCCAAGCACAGCGCCUCCGCCGUGGAGGUGGCGACGUGCUUCAGCCAGGUACGCGAGAUGUGGCUCCAGCUGGCCUGGCCGGACUCCGCGGGGGCCUUCAUCUUCGUCACCCGCCUGACGGACAAUUUCUGCAGCGAGGCGGUGUGCUAUUCGGAGAUGAUAACACGAAAGAUCGAGAGGAACCAGCUGGGGCAAGACCACAAGAGCUUCACAGUGCAGCUCUGCGUCGGCCUGAACAACACGGAGCACGCACGCGUUUUCCUGGGUCACCUGCCCCGGGACCUGGACUGGCAAUGCUUGGAGCGGGCCAUGGAGGAGUCCUGCGGGGCGGAGGGCAAGGAGCAGGUUUACAAGGCCCUCAACGGGCAGCUGGUCAACAUGGACCUGGACCUGCAGAGGGAAGCCAAGCGGCUCAUCGCGCUGCUCACUGACAAGAUGCUGCCUGAGCUUCGGAGGUACAUCCAGCACAUCAGCUUGUCUCCAGACUCCAUCAACAACGACGACGCGGUUUCGCCCCUCAUGAAGUACUUGCAAGACACCUUGGUGAUCCUCACUGAGAACCUGGUGAAGGAGAAUCUGACGAGGGUUCUCCAGAGCCUGUGGGAGCUGCUGCUGAGGAUGAUCCUGGACGCCAUCGCGGAGAACGCGGGCGUUCAGGUGGAGUUCUACAACCGCUUCCAGUACACGGUGGAGACCCUGUUGCAGUUCUUGCAUGUCAAGGGAGAGGGCCUCUCCCUGGAGGACAUGAGGAGUGGAGACUACAAGGUUCUGGACGAGGAGCUCAGAAUGAAUAAAUGCUCGUCCUUCGAGCUGAUUGAACAGUACUACCUGGAGAAGAUUUCCCAACAGAAAACCCUGAAACAUACUCGCUUCGGCCGGAUAAGCCUGAAGUGCUACUACGACGCUCCGGAGCAGAGACUGACGGUGGAGAUUCUGCACGCCGCCGACAUCAUCGCGCUGGACGCCAACGGCCUGAGUGACCCGUUUGUCAUCGUGGAGCUCUGCCCCCACCACCUGUUCCCCGCGGCCAAGAGCCAACGCACGCAGGUCAAGCUGAAAACCCUGCACCCCGUGUUCGACGAGCUCUUUCACUUCCACGUCAGCCCGGAGCAGUACAGGCACAGGUACGCCUGCCUGACCUUCACCGUGAUGGACUACGACUGGCUCUCCACCAACGACUUCGCCGGGGAAGCCGUGGCCCCCCUCAGCGACUUCUGCUGGCCGGGGAGACCCAGCGCCUCGGCGGCGGGCAAGAGCGUCCAGCCCGUCAUCCUGCACCUGUCCCGCAGUAAACCCAGCGAAAAGCCAAUCAUGAGGAUGCUGGACGCUCGCGUCGGGGACAAGGAGGCUCAGGAGUUUGUCCGCAGGCUGAAGGAGAUCGAGAAGUCGAUGGAGGAGGAGUAGGAGCCGUCCGCGCCGCCUGUGCUGCUGUUUUCCGACCACGUCUUGCGACAUGUGCUUUUGUACCCGGUGCGAUGUUUACAAUAUUGGAAUUUUUUUUUUUUUUUCCAACGUCACUGUUUGUUCAGUAACUAAAACCAAAAUCAAAAGAAAAAAAAGGGGGGGUAAACAGUGGAGCUUAUUGCUGUUUUCUAAGUGAGCUGAACAUCCUGUCACUGUGCAAACCCUUCGCUGUCUCAGUCAAACUAUAUUUUAAAACGUAACGGAUAGUUGAUCCUAAAUGUUUACCAGUCUAUAUCUUUUGUAAUGAGGUAAUUGUUAUCUUUGUUGUACGAUCUUUGAUAUGAUAGAUUUAACAUUUCAGAACUAUUUUGUGGAAGUAGCUUAUGUAUCCAACAGUGUCCUAUAGAGUCUAAAUCGAUACCUCGGAUAUGCCCGUUGGUCGCAGGGGAGUAACCAGCACCGUGAAAGCCUAUUUAGGACGUUCUUAUACACCUCCAAGGAAACCGUGAAGACAUAUAUAGCUGUAGGGGGAUUGCACUUUCUGAGACAUCUCAGAGACCCCCCCCCCCACCCCCCGAGGCAGGAGCCGCAGCUCGGGUUCAUUCGGCUCUUCACAUUGCUCUUCUCGAAGCUCGCUAUGGGUCAUCGAAGAGGCCAAAAAGCAUGCGGAGGAGGACCCAUUCUUUUAACUCAGUUCCUUCUCGCUGUCUGACACCAGUGAGCCAACAACAACAACAACAACAGGUUUUGACCCCCAGGGCGGCAACAAAGGAUCUUGGGAGUGACGCCCAGUCGAUAAAAAGCCUCGCACACAACCUCCAUAAAACCACAGCGCGUCAUUUAGGAACGCUGAAUAAACACAUACACCUAAAUAUUUAAAAGACAUUUUGUAUUUCACUGUUGAUUUCACCUAAAUAUUUCACGUUUUAUUAUUUUCGUUAACGCAAACAAACCAACCCCAAAAAAUGAACCAGAUUUUCCUAUUUUUCCGUCAUUUAUGAAUCUGAAAUUGAACAUCAAUUGUCACAACGAUUUUCCUGUGGGAGAUGAAGCUAUAUUCAGAGCCAGUCAUGCGUUUACGGUAAUGGGGGAUACACCAGGAGACCCUGGUGGCCGAUAAUUGAAAAGGAGAAGAUACAUUGUCCCCGGAGAUGAGGCCGUAUGCUGCACCGCGUGCGUCCAGAUGGAGGCCCGAUUCCAGCAAAAUGAGCUCAUGUGGCGUUCAGAGGAUCCGGGAACAAUCAUAGAAACGCGACCAAGGCUCUUUAGAAUCACAGCUUUGGGUUAUUUUGCGGGAGAACAGAAUUUCUGAUCUGGGUUUCGAUUUCUCUCGAAAGGUGAAGAGAAAUGAGAAAAGCACAGUGAACCCGUGCAGCGGCAUAAUUACUCGUUAGGGGUCAAGUAAGACCUGUAGCAGCUCUCACGUGACCACUUUAAUUCAAGUUCACCCCUCACCAGUCCUCCAAAGCUGUGUGACCGAAAGGUUCAGAUAAUAACGUCUUUGCAAGAAGGAAAUAACUGUCCAGCUGAUGGGGAUUACCAGGAAUUAGGAAAAUGAAAAAUUGUCACGCAAUUGAGGGAAUCUAUUCAUGGUUAUGGUUGAAACUCGAGAACAGUUAAUAUCGUCUUAAAGAGUAAUACUACUUUUCCUCUUGGAAUACCAAACGCUGGACUAAUGAGCUCGGCUUCAGUCCGCUGUGAGAGUCCCUGAAGGAGGUGUAAAUCACCUGUACGAGGCAAAGAAUAGACCAAAAAUAAUGGAACCAUUAAAAUAUGUAUCAGUCCAACUCGGGUUUUCAAACCACAGGUUUCAUUUCAGCCCCUCGACACCGAGCGGAAGCCUGAACUUCUCUCAGGAAAUCGAGUGCAGGACUGACUUGAGUUGAUCCAUAGUCCCAAUUUAGGCUCAAUCACAGUCCAGAGAACAGACCCCUUACUGUCACAAAUGUAGCGUAGCGUGUACACUGUUAAACCUUUAAUAAGAUAUGCUAUCAAAACUAUGUAAACUCCUGUACUUAAAAAACAAAAAAAAACAAAAAACAUGGUACCUGAUGUUGAGUUUGUCUUUGCACGUUAAAAAAAAAGCUUCUUAGUGAACACAAGUCGGGUCUUUUAGGAGUCGUUGAAUGUGUCUCUCGUGUUGUGCCUUGAUUGACGAGACGACAGGACCACGGGACGCGGCGCGGCAGGAGACACAGUAGCUGCUGGCAGGGUGCUCUGUGGGGUCCCUUCAGUCCAUCUGGACCGACAAUGUUUUAUCUGAGAUUUUAAAAGUAGCGCCCUGAAACCCAUCCUGCAGGUCGUCCCCCUCACGAAGGCCGACCCGUAGUUAGAUAACCAAUGGCUCUUUCGAGGGAUAUAAAUAUUCUUAAUCCUUACUGAUGUUACGGACCAGAUCUUUCUGGGCAGAUGUUUACAGAAAUACAUUCAACCUCACGUUUUACAGAAUUGAAAACAAAAACUAAUAUUAGGUUAAAAUGAAAAUGGUCGCGUUUAGACUUUUAGAUGGAAAAUCCAGGUUGUUGGUGAGCGAGGCAGUGUUUUUCCCAGUCAAUGCAGAUGUCUAUGUUCGGUAUCGUAGACGUCCUUUUGUUGCCCCCAAACAGGCAACAUGGUCAGUAUUAGUCGAGUACAUUUUAUUCUGGUGAUUUUCAAAGAUUCAAAUAAUGUAUUUUAGUCUUCAAACGUUCAGUGCGGUCAGUUGUUUUAUUAUAGCAUUUAAGGGAAAGGAUAUCAGACUGUGAAUUUUCAGAAAAUCAUCAAAAUGUUGUUCCUGUCAGCUGGUAUGCUUUAAUUAAGGUACUAAUAUAGAAAUAUAUACCACAAUAAGUUUCAAUUUCAAGUCAAGGCAAAAGCUCGUGAAAUGCAUCUUCGAGCUGGAAAAAUACCUUCAAUUUGUUAUCGUAAAAGUGAAUUAUUUGUCCUUGAAAUGUAAAUGCCUGUGUCGCUGUUUACUGGAUUAAACCUUUGGAAGAUGUUUAUGACCUUGAAUAAAGAUUGUAUUUCAAUUUGAA
Pungitius pungitius (ninespine stickleback) is the source of this 6861-nucleotide messenger RNA. RefSeq names its product BAI1 associated protein 3 (gene baiap3). Gene Ontology annotation, cellular component: recycling endosome membrane; secretory vesicle; plasma membrane. Gene Ontology annotation, molecular function: SNARE binding. The record is from RefSeq and is a predicted model, not a curated record. Lineage: Eukaryota; Metazoa; Chordata; Actinopteri; Perciformes; Gasterosteidae. The coding region runs from base 320 to 3847 and encodes 1175 amino acids. The transcript has 34 exons. Gene Ontology annotation, biological process: positive regulation of neurotransmitter secretion; regulation of dense core granule exocytosis.